Molecule: messenger RNA, 2206 nt
Organism: Clupea harengus (Atlantic herring)
Lineage: Eukaryota; Metazoa; Chordata; Actinopteri; Clupeiformes; Clupeidae
Product: E3 ubiquitin-protein ligase TRIM39-like
Exons: 4
Coding region: 24-1871 (615 amino acids)
Molecular function (GO): protein binding
Source: RefSeq, a predicted model, not a curated record
CGGGUAGAGAAGAGCAGGGCAGAAUGGAGAUGACUGAGGGCAUCUAUCGACAAUUAGACCCUGAUGGAGUCGACAGACCCUCUAUGGAUAAACAUGAAGAAACAGACACUGGCGAGUUUCCCUGCAAGACUUCAAACUCCAGAGAGAAUUUGGAAGCCCCAAGUCCUCAACCCUCUGGACCCUGGAAGAGGGCUGCUGUGUGUCUGGGUCUGCUGUGUGCUCUUCUGCUGUCUGCCAUCGCACUUCUCAGUUUCAAAAUGAUGGAGAACAAACAGUUACAGACCAGCUACAAAGAGAAACUACAGAUGCAGUCAGGUUACGACAACAUGGCCAUAGAAUACCAACAGCUACAGAUUACUUACAACAACCUAAAAACAGAGAACUCCCAACUGCAGACCAGUAACCGCAAUCUCAGCAGAGAGAAACUUCAGUUGCAGGGCAGCUUUGAUCCUCUAAAUAGAGAGAAAUUAGGAUUGCAAACCAGGAAUGACCGUUUAAAUGCAGAAAAAUCAAGUUUACAGAACAGAUACAAUAACCUCCUCAGGGAGAAAUUACAACUGCAAACAGGAUACAACAACCUAACUGAAGAGAAUUCCCAAUUAGUGGACAGUUAUAAUAACCUGAAUACAGAGAAGACCCACUUACAGACCAGUUACAACAACAUUUCCAGAGAGAAAUCCACAUUACAGACUAAAUGGGACGAUAUGAACAGAGAGAAUUCCCGGUUAAAUUCCAGCUACACCAACCUGAAUAGAGAGAAAUCAGAGUUGCAGGCCAGUUACAACAGGCUGAAUCAAGAAAGGUCCCAGUUACUGGACAGAUAUAACAACUUGACAAAUGGGAAUACCUAUUUACAGACCAGUUAUAACAACCUGAAUAGAGAGAAAUCCCAGUUACAGACCAGUUACAACAACCUGAAUAGAGUGAAAUCCCAGUUACAGACCAGUAACAACAACCUGAAUAGAGAGAAAUCCCAGUUAGAAACAAGUUAUAACAACCUGAUUGGAGAGAAGUUGCAGUUAGAGACCAGUUACAACAACCUGACUAAAGAGAAAUCCCAGUUACAGACCAGUUACAACAACCUGAAUAGAGUGAAAUCCCAGUUACAGACCAGUUAUAACAAUCUGAAUAGAGAGAAAUCCCAGUUUGAAACCAGUAAUAGUAACCUGAAUAAAGAGAAAUCCCAGUUACAGACCAGUUAUAACAACCUGAAUAGGGAGAAAUCCCAGUUGCAGGACAAAUUCCACACCAUGGCUGCCGAGAAGGAUAAACUACAGAAGAGACUUUGUAACCUGAGAAUGGAGAUUACAAAGUAUGCAGUGGAUGUGACUCUGGAUCCUGAUACAGCUGAAAACCACCUCAUCCUGUCUGCUGAUGAGAAACAAGUGAGGGAUGGUGACUCACCACAGAAUCGUCCUGACAACCCCAAGCGCUUUGAUCCUAUUGGUUGUGUUUUUGGAAAGCAGGGGUUCACUUCUGGUAGAUUUUACUAUGAGGUUGAGGUCAGUGGGAAGACUGGAUGGGAUUUAGGAGUAGCCAGAGAGUCCAUUAACAGGAAGGGAGACAUUACCGCAAGUCCUGAGAAUGGAGACUGGUCAAUAUGGCUGAGAAAUGGAGAUGAGUAUAAGGCACUUGAUACUCCUCGUAUUCUCCUCUCCCUCAAAGAGAAGCCAGAGAGGGUGGGGGUGUUUGUGGAUUAUGAGGCAGGUUUGGUCUCCUUUUAUGAUACAGACAGGUGGAAUCUCAUGUACUCUUUCCGGGGUGUCUCCUUCAAGGAGAAAAUCUAUCCAUUUGUUUGUCCAUUUCUUAAUGAUGGUGGCAAAAACUCAUCUCCUCUGAUAAUCGUCACUCCAAUUGCAUGCCCAAAAUGACUUAUAUUAAUUCUAACUUGCUGGUAUUUAUUAUGUUUUAUUAUUUUUUACUGCUUUUAUUCAUCACUUUUAAUCGUGCUCUUCUAUUGAAUUUCUAAUAUCUCUAUUAUUAUUUUGUUUUCAUUCUUUCUUCUUUUUUUCAUUUUCACUUGUUUUAUUUGUUCAUUUCUUUAAUCUCCUUUACUUCUGAUAACAUAUUUUUAUCAAUGUAUUUACGUCAGCUGUAAAGCACAUUGAUACAACUCCUGUUGUUUUUAAAUGUGCUACAGAAAUAAAUACUGUAAAUAUACAGUAAUCAGAAUUCUACCGUAUAUGUUGUAAAUUACUUUAGUGAA